Molecule: messenger RNA, 3436 nt
Organism: Clupea harengus (Atlantic herring)
Lineage: Eukaryota; Metazoa; Chordata; Actinopteri; Clupeiformes; Clupeidae
Product: MICAL-like protein 2
Molecular function (GO): protein binding
Source: RefSeq, a predicted model, not a curated record
CGGUACAGCCUCCAGCCGCGUCAGCAGAGCAUUCUGAGUUGGAACAUUCCCCUCAGGUGUCGAGGUCAGUUCUCAUUUCAACGCAGUCAUUUGAAAGGACAUUCACUCUCACACACCUCUUCACGGCGAGCACUGUGCGUUUUGGUUUCGAGAUCUCUGGUGAGGUCUACAAGUGAGCGAACCUUCUACAGCCACUUUUCAACGGACUUCGAACAGCCAGUGGAUCACGUGUGUUUGUUUCACGGUCUGAGUAGAAGGCUACGCUGGUGGCGACUUGGGUAGGAUGUCAGCCGUGAAAGCACUUCAGCAAUGGUGUAAGAUCCAGUGCGAGGGCUACAGGGAUGUGGCCAUCACAAACAUGACGACCUCAUUCCGGGACGGUCUCGCUUUCUGUGCGCUCAUUCAUAAGCAGCGGCAAGAUUUAAUAGACUUUGACUCUUUGCGGAAGGAGAACAUUUAUGACAACAACCACUUGGCAUUCCGUGUGGCUGAGGAGCAGUUGGGGAUUCCUGCUCUGUUGGAUGCAGAGGACAUGGUGGCCCUGAAGAUUCCUGAUCGCCUCAGCAUCCUAACUUACGUGUCCCAGUACUACAACUACUUCCAUGGCAAAUCACCUAUUGGGGGUUUGGCAGGCAUCAAGAGGCCUGCUGAAAACUCUAGUGAUCAGCCCUCAGGGAAGAAGAACCAGCCAAUCACAGCCAAGACCUACACUCCGGCUACCCCACCCACACCAAACCAGAGAGAAGUGUUGUCUGAGCGCACCAAUAAGACUGGCACUCUAAGCAGCAGCUGCUGUGUCUGCAACAACCACGUCCACCUGGUACAGCGUCACCUAGUGGAUGGGAGGCUCUACCACAGGAACUGCUUCAAGUGCAGCGAGUGCUCCAUCAUUCUUCUGUCUGGCACCUGCAAACCAGGAGUCAAACCAGGAACCUUCAUCUGCACAACACACAACACAUUCAGUCCUUCAUCCAGUCAGAGCCCAAGGAAUCCUCCCUCACCCAAUCCCAGCACACGGAAUCCUCCCAGCGCAAGUCCUAGACCAUGGAUCGCUACCUCGACCAGUCAUGGGGAGUUCAGCUCAAAGGCCACGCCUUCCCCUUCCAAACCCACUGGCCCACCCUGGCUCGUUACCAAGAGUGACCGCACAGCGACUCCUACGCCAUCUCCACGGCAACAACAAGCUACGGCUGCGAUAGUUAUCCCUAACACUAGCAACAAGUCGGACCGUAACACGACACGCACUCCCUCCAUCUCUUUCACAGAAACACCCAGCUCUUCUCCAGCUUCCUCGCUCAGCAGCUUAGCUGCCAAGAACCAGCGUUCUCGACAGCAGUUCUUUGAGUCUGGAACCUCAAGUGGAAACAUGAAGGCACUCUCUGGGACCGCUGAGAGAGAGAAACCCACUGGAAGGAACGACGGAACCGAGAGCGGUAGCGGCGGAACCGUGGGAGAGAAGAAGGGAAGGGUGCUCCUGAAAAUGGGAGAGUGGAAUGAGGGAGAUAAAGAGAGGGAGAAGGAGAAAGCCAAGGGUAUGAUUGGAAGAAAGCUAGUACAUGAGAAGAACAGCAGCAGCAGCACUAAUCCGCCAUGGAAAACGGAUGGAGGAAAGAGUACUGACAGCAGUGGACGGGCUCGGCUAAAGCCAUUGGACGUACCCUUGACAAGAAAUACAACUCCAACAGACAAGCCAAGUCCAGCCUGUAUGAGUAAAACCAAUAAGGACACUAAACCAGUCCUCACACCGUCUAAAGAAAAUGACUCCGCCCCCACCAGCUGGAGGUCAAUGCUUAAGCCUGUCUCUAGGCAGACCAAAUCUGCCAGCGCCAUAGACCGAUCCACAGACCUCGUCUUACCCAGCAGCACUGAGACCCCAAGACCCAAGUCCCCUUCUCGUUUAUGGGGAGGCAGUUCAGGAAAGCCUCAGGCUUCAGGACCGACCUCCAGCCUGACCCCCAGCACAAGUCCUGCUGCCCCUGCCUCUUCCAGCACUCCAACCAGCAAGGGCUCUAAAGCACCAGAGAUGCCAAAAUCACCAAAGGGUAAACCAGAGUACAUUCCCAAAGAGAAUAUUCUGUGUGAGUUGGAUGAGAUUGAGAAGAAUAUGAAUGAACUGGAGAGGAAAGGAGUGGAGAUGGAGAAACAACUCAGGGUGUUUGAAGAGGAGUGUAAGGAGGACGUGUUGCAGGAUGAACUCAUGGCGGACUGGUUUAACCUCAUCAGACAGAAACAGGUCUACAUGAGGCGUGAAUCUGAGCUUGUCUACAUAGCCAACAGUCAGGAUCUUGAGGAGCAGCAGCCCAGUGUUGAAGCCGAACUCAGGAGGCUGAUGAUGAAACCUGAGCACUUGAAGACGUCAUUUGACCGUAAGCGCGAGGAAGACCUGUUGGCCAAGCUGGUGGAGAUUGUCAAUGACAGGAGCGCUAUUGUAGACGGACUGGACGAGGAUAGACUCAGGGAGGUGGAGGAAGACGAACAACUCAAAAAGAUGAUGGAGACACUUGAUUUAAAGAAAGACAAGGACAAGAAGAAGUCUCCCAAGUCGAAGUGGUUUAGACGGAAGUCCAAAAAGGACGGUGUUGAGUCUUGAUCUCAGCGAGAACCAUCUCCGUGUAUGUGUGUGUGCUGGUCUUUGUCUCCUUGAGUGUGUGUUUGUUUGUUUGUUUGUUGUUGUUUCCUGUACUCUUAUGUAGUGGGAUGUAAAUGGGUUGAGUGGAAUGCUGGUGAUCCAUAUUGGAUCUGCAAUCCCAGAUGGUUCUAUUGGACUUGGCCCUGAGCCGACCCAAUGGAUUAGUUCCAGAAUAAACUACUGUCUGUGCUUGACGAUUGACAGAUAGGACCCACUUAAACAGUUGCUCUUAGACAUUUUACACACAGUUUUAUGUAAUUUACACCACACCUAGAUGCUAGGUGUCAUUAUGGACAUUUAACUUUUAAGUAUUUUUAAUUUUUUUAAUUUUGAAGGUAGAGGACAAGAGCAGUGCACUAAAGAUGUGCAGGCACCAGAGGGCGUUGUGUAACUGAUUCUGUUGCAGGGACAUCUCCCACACGUUCACACGCACACAUAAACGUGCAUGCACGCAGACAGACAUACACAGUUCCUCUUCUUUGCCGGUGAUCAGUAACUCACAGGGUCAGCGUAUUCCAGAUCUUCAGGAACAUGUGUUGACAGACAAACAAAACAAAACAAAAAUUCAGGAUUUAGCUAAAGAAGUGGAUGUAGUGAGCGGAAUCAGUCUUUUUUUUUUCAUUUUUUUUUCAGGGUGAUUGUGUCAUACCUUUCGCAUUGUGAUAUAGAAUACUGGAUCAUAAUGAAUGUCAUUCUAGAACUCAUUGUAACAUUGAUGCCAUUGUGAUGUCACAAUAACAAGGCUACCCUAUAAUAUGACCGUUGUGCCCAUGUAUUGUGGCCUAAUAAUGAACUUGAUCAACAUUU